Messenger RNA from Brassica oleracea var. oleracea, 1752 nucleotides. RefSeq lists its product as uncharacterized. Gene Ontology annotation, cellular component: nucleus; DNA replication factor A complex. Gene Ontology annotation, biological process: nucleotide-excision repair; DNA replication; double-strand break repair via homologous recombination. Lineage: Eukaryota; Viridiplantae; Streptophyta; Magnoliopsida; Brassicales; Brassicaceae. The transcript has 10 exons. Bases 1 to 1752 code for a protein of 583 amino acids. Gene Ontology annotation, molecular function: single-stranded telomeric DNA binding; damaged DNA binding. The record is from RefSeq and is a predicted model, not a curated record.
AUGAGUUCGAACGGAAAAUUGACGUUGUCCGGUGAUCCGAGUUCGAAGAAACAAAGAGGUGUUGGGGCUGACUCCUUUCCCGGAACGAACAAGUCCAUCGGCAAACACGGUGGCUCUUCGGGCCUCUCGAUCGGCGAUCCCUAUUCGAAAAAAUCCAAAGGCGAUGCGUCUGUCUCUUCUCCCGGUCUGAAAAAACCCAUCGGCGCGGCGGGUGAAUCUUCCGGCGUCCCCACCGGCGUAUCUAACUUGAAGAAAGCUAAUGGUCCGAUAGUUGAAAGGGCGAAGUCAGAUUUAUCCUCCGGCGUUAGGGGCAAAGCCGAUGUCUCCUCUGACGUCAGGGGUAAAGCUAUUGUCUCCACCAACGUUGGGGAAGUGAUGUUCUUCAAAGAUGUGAAAUUCGGUCCUCAUGAAGGCGAGGUGAGGUUUCGGUUGAUCCACUUUUGGGAAGCUCGAAAUGUUCUGACGAAGAUUCUUCUCGGUCUCGAGAUGAUUCUCAUCGACGAAGAGGGAACUGUUAUCCAGGGCUUCAUCUCAUCUGCAAGGAUUGAAACCUAUUUGCCACACAUGACAGUGGGUGGCAUUUACAGACUCAACAAUUUUUUCGGGUCUAGACAUAAGACUUUGUACCGAGUAGCUGAGCCAAGUGUCGUUAUCACCUUCUCAUCGACAUCCGCUCUCUCUGUUCUGGAGAACAGUCUGGUAUGUUUCCCUGAUGACCGUUUCCGGUUCCAUGGAUAUGAAGAAUUCAAUGCUGCCUGCGACUUGAAAGGAGAUCUCUAUGAUUAUGUUGGCCACAUCAAGCUUGUGAAUGGGCAGGUUCUCAAUGACAGUCUCGUGCUAGAUGAAUCUGAGAUAGCUUCAACUCGCCGCGUUUUGCUUCAUGUGCAAACACAUGAAGGCCCCGUUAUGAAGCUAUACCUAUGGGACAAAGCUGCUUUCGACUUCAGUGAAAAAUUUAAAGCAUCUGGAGGAACUGCAAAAGUUAUUUUAGUCACCACACUAAACCCGAAAUGUUUUGGAGGUGCCCUAUCUCUAUCUUCCAUGGCCCCAUCACGGGUAUUCAUGGACAGUGAUGUCCAAGCAACCCGAGAUUAUUUCACUUGGUUGGUCUCAAACUCAGAUGUCGCCAACAGAGUUGAUGCAGACGUUGUCACUAAGACUGAAACAGUGACCAUAUGCGAACUCUUUUCUUAUAUGAAGCAAGCAGCUGCCAAGGUUGCUUGGUUUGAGUGCAUAGCGACCGUUGCUGAUGCUGUGCACGGUUCAAGCUGGUAUUACAUAGGCUGCGGUGUGUGUCACACUAAGGCAACCAAAGGGCCUACCACCCUUAUGUGUAAGAAGUGUGGGAAGAGUGAUAUUGUCGGUGUUGCACAGUUUCUAGCCAAGAUCUCUGGGUACGAUAAGAGUGACCAGGCGUUUUUUGCCAAUGAGAGUGUAGGAGAUGAUCACAUAGUUCCAGUGGCUCAAGCUCUGUCUGAUACCAUAGGACAGACUCGCAAGUUCAUUGUGAAAGUAUCAAAUCACAAUUUGACUGGCAAGACCCAAUCUUUGACUGUGACAAAGGUGCUCCUUUCAGACGAUCCAGAACUUGAAGGCGAGUUGGAGGAAGAUUCGAUUAUCCCAGCCGCCCAGAAAACUUUGGAUGAUGGAGGUGCUGAGGAUGAUCCUUCCAUGGACUCUAAGGGCGAAAAGGUGAAAAGAGCUGCUGAAAAUGAUGAAGCAGAUGCUCCUAAACGAGCCAAAUGUGGCUAG